UGUCUGUCAAAGAUUUGACAAUUUGUGUGUUUCUUCCUCUUCUCUCUUUUCUUUUUUACCCGAGCAUCGAAAUGGGUCGUGUAAUUCGUGCACAGCGUAAGGGCGCCGGUUCCGUCUUCAAGGCGCACGUCAAGAAGCGCAAGGGAGCCGCCAAGCUGCGCUCUCUGGACUUUGCCGAGCGCUCUGGCUACAUUCGUGGCGUCGUCAAGGACAUCAUUCACGAUCCUGGUCGUGGUGCUCCUUUGGCCGUCGUUCACUUCCGCGAUCCCUAUCGCUACAAGAUCCGCAAGGAGUUGUUCAUCGCCCCCGAGGGCAUGCACACCGGCCAGUUCGUCUACUGUGGUCGCAAGGCCACUCUUCAGAUUGGCAACGUGAUGCCUCUGAGCCAGAUGCCCGAGGGUACCAUUGUCUGUAAUCUGGAGGAGAAGACCGGUGACCGUGGCCGUUUGGCGCGCACUUCGGGCAACUAUGCCACUGUGAUUGCCCACAAUCAGGAUACGAAGAAGACCCGUGUCAAGCUGCCGUCGGGCGCCAAGAAGGUGGUGCCAUCGGCCAAUCGCGCCAUGGUCGGUAUCGUUGCCGGCGGCGGUCGCAUUGACAAGCCCAUCCUCAAGGCCGGUCGUGCCUACCACAAGUACAAGGUGAAACGCAACAGCUGGCCAAAGGUGCGUGGUGUUGCCAUGAAUCCCGUUGAGCAUCCCCACGGUGGUGGUAACCAUCAACAUAUUGGCAAGGCCUCUACAGUCAAGCGUGGCACGUCUGCCGGUCGCAAGGUCGGUCUCAUUGCUGCCCGUCGUACUGGUAGGAUUCGUGGUGGCAAGGGCGAUGCCAAGGACAAAUAAGCAUCGGGGAAGUGGAACUAGUUCCGUCUGAUAUCGGUAAAAUUGUGCUAAUUGUAUAUGGAAAUGCUGUAUGUGGUCAACAUGCAAUUGACGCGACGGAAUAAAAAAUUAUUUCUAAACAAA
Messenger RNA from Drosophila grimshawi, 965 nucleotides. RefSeq names its product 60S ribosomal protein L8 (gene RpL8). Gene Ontology annotation, biological process: cytoplasmic translation. NCBI's taxonomy places the organism in Eukaryota, Metazoa, Arthropoda, Insecta, Diptera, Drosophilidae. Gene Ontology annotation, cellular component: cytosolic large ribosomal subunit; ribosome. The transcript has 3 exons. Bases 72 to 842 code for a protein of 256 amino acids. Gene Ontology annotation, molecular function: structural constituent of ribosome; RNA binding. The record is from RefSeq and is a predicted model, not a curated record.